Gekko japonicus is the source of this 2388-nucleotide messenger RNA. RefSeq names its product extracellular leucine-rich repeat and fibronectin type III domain containing 1 (gene ELFN1). Gene Ontology annotation, cellular component: plasma membrane. Bases 1 to 2388 code for a protein of 795 amino acids. The transcript has a single exon. Gene Ontology annotation, molecular function: protein binding. Lineage: Eukaryota; Metazoa; Chordata; Lepidosauria; Squamata; Gekkonidae. The record is from RefSeq and is a predicted model, not a curated record.
AUGGCAGGCCAUCGAUGGGCUCUGACGUCAGCACUGUGCGCAUGCGUGGCGGCCGUCUCCCUCCUGUACGUGGGCGAGGUGCGUGCCGACUGCUGGCUGAUUGAGGGGGAGAAGGGUUUCGUGUGGCUGGCGAUCUGCAGCCAGAACCAGCCGCCAUAUGAGUCCAUCCCUCAGCAGAUCAACAGCACGAUCCUGGACUUGCGGCUGAACGACAACAAGAUCAAGACCGUGCAGUUCUCCUCCCUCAGCCGCUUCAGUAACCUCACAUACCUCAACCUGACCAAGAACGAGAUCUCCUACAUCGAGGACGGUGCCUUCUCGGGACAGUAUAACCUGCAGGUGCUGCAGCUCGGCUACAACCGCCUGAGGAACCUGACGGAGGGGAUCCUCCGGGGCCUGGGGAAGCUCGAGUACCUUUACCUCCAGGCUAACCUCAUUGAGACAGUUACCCCCAAUGCCUUCGGGGAGUGCCCCAACAUCAUGAACAUUGACUUGUCGGUGAACAGGAUCCAGCGGCUAGACAGCAACACCUUCAGGGGCCUGAGCAAACUCUCGGUCUGUGAACUCUACAGCAACCCCUUCUACUGCUCUUGCGAGCUCUUGGGCUUCCUUCAGUGGCUGGAGGGCUUCACCAACAUGACGCGCACCUACGACCGCAUGCAGUGUGACUCCCCGCCGGACUACUCGGGCUACUACCUUCUAGGCCAAGGGCGAAGCGGUUACCGAAAUGCCCUGGGCAUGCUCUCUUCCCUCUGCACGGGCGGCCCAUACACCAUGCCUCAUUUCAUCCCACCCAAGUACCCUGUGACGACAGCUCCGCCAGAGAGCCCGUGUCCCGAGGAAGAGUGCUUCUCGGGUGACGGCACCACGCCGCAGGCCUCGCUGCACACACCCGUGAUUGAUCCGGGCUUGUACCCCACCAUGAAAGUGAAGCACGUGACCCACAACUCAGCUACCCUGAGCGUACAGAUCCCAGUGCCCUACAGCAAAAUGUACACCUUGGCGCAGUUUGAGAACGGCCGGUACAACGUCCUCGCCAAGCUGCUGAAGAAGAAAGAAGACAUCGAGCUGACGAACCUGGUGGCGAACGAAGACUACACUUACUGCGUGAUGUCUUCCAACCGAGUCUCGAGGUACAACUACACUUGCCUCACCAUUAACCUCAACAAACAGAACAGGGAGGAGCCGAUACCCACCUCUUCCACGGCCACUCACUACAUCAUGACGAUCUUGGGCUGCCUGUUCGGCAUGGUUAUCGUCUUAGGGGUGGUGUACUAUUGCCUUCGGAAGAAGCGUCAUCAGGAGGAAAAGCACAAGAAGGCCGCCGUCAACAUGAAGAAGACCAUCAUCGAGCUGAAAUACGGGCCAGAGAUGGAGACGACAAGCAUCUCUCAGCUAUCACAAGGCCAGAUGCUGGGUGGUGAAACCGUGACCCGCAUCCCUUACCUUCCUUCUGUUGGAGAGGUUGAGCAGUACAAACUGAUUGACAGCAGCGAGACCCCCAAGACCACCAAGGGUAACUACAUGGAAGUACGCACGGGAGAGCAGCCCGAACGGAGGGAAUGUGAAUUACCAAUGGCACCCGACAGCCAGAGCUCCGUGGCGGAGAUCUCCACCAUCACCAAGGAGGUGGAUAAGGUGAACCAAAUCAUCAACAACUGCAUCGAUGCCUUGAAAUCAGAGUCCACCUCCUUCCAGGGGGUGAAGUCGGGAGCAGUGUCCACAGCAGAGCCUCAACUGGUGCUUUUAUCGGAACAGAUCCCUGGCAAGCAUGGCUUCCUGGCCCCCGUCUACAAGGAAAGCUACAACCACCCCUUACAGAGGCACCACAGCAUGGAGGCCCCCCCAAAGCGUUCCAGCACUUCUUCCAGCGGCUCCAUACGAAGCCCCCGAUCCUUCCGCUCAGAGGGCUCCGGCCACAAAUCAGAAGCCAAAUAUAUCGAGAAGACAUCUCCGACCGCAGACACCAUUCUCACUGUGACGCCGGCUGCCGCUAUCCUGCGGGCCGAGGCUGAGAAGAUCCGACAAUAUAGCGAGCACCGGCACUCGUACCCAGGGUCCCAUCAAGGGGAGCAGCACGACAGCAUGGCGGGGCGCAAGCCCUCCAUCUUGGAGCCGCUGACCCGGCCCCGCCCCAGAGACUUGGCCUACUCACAACUUUCGCCUCAGUACCACAACCUGAGCUACACCUCCAGCCCCGAGUACACGUGCAAGCCAUCCCACAGCAUCUGGGAGCGCUUCAAACUGAACCGCAAGAGGCACAAAGAUGAGGAGGAGUACAUGGCCGCUGGUCAUGCCCUGCGCAAAAAGGUCCAGUUUGCCAAAGACGAGGAUCUUCACGACAUCUUAGACUACUGGAAAGGGGUGUCCGCCCAGCACAAGUCCUGA